AUGACUUAUUGUCCUUUGAGGAAAGUUAGGAAAGAAAGUCAUGGUUAUUUUGAAGAAAUGAAUGUCCCGGAGAAAGAGGUAUAAUUGUAAAUACAGGGCCGCAGGUUCGAGUCCUGCCAGUGGGUCUAUAAUUGCAUUUUUCGUACUAACUGCUCCUGCAAGCAAGGUUCAAAACAUGUAUAAAAAUUGUACUCGAAAUUUCCAUUUACAAAUCCCUUCAAUUAUCAGUUAUAUCGACUGAGAUGCCCGAAAUCCUGAUAUUUACCCAUAUAUCGACAAAAAAGCCUCGAUAGCUGAACAUAUAUUAAGACAGUUUAUUAUAUGGCAAGCAUCACUUCCGGCGAAAUGGCGGUCUGUGAUUGGCCGAAAAGCACUUUCAGCGGUCCAGUAUUUACCUGUGAUCGACCGGCGGUCCAUUACGUAAAAACAAACGCACGCAUUUUAAGGUGGCUCCCUACAGUUAUUCUUGUUUAAGCAAUAAUUCCGUAAAACAAGCUUAUUCGUGCAGAACGCGAAUUCUUUUCGACUUGGUGGCGUUAUUGGUCACCUAAGGAAUAUUUCGAACUAGAUUUCGACGAUGUCAAUGUUUCCAUGGCAACACGACGACAGCAUAAAGCCUUCCAAUUUAACUCAUAAAUGUGCCGCUAUCUCAAAAACAAUGUCGGUGACCUAUCUUUUUUAUUUCAUAUAUCAAUAAGGAAUGAUGCUCUGCAACUGUGGUGAAAGUUUAAAAAAAUUCUGUAGUGUGUGAUUUUUUUAAAAGCGAAAAAUUUAUUGCGAAAUUUCCACACUACAGAUUUUUUUAAAAUUUGAAUUUUAUAAAAUUUCCCGCAAAAUAAAUUCGUGGUCAAAAUUUGAAGAUAGGUCACCGAUGAAACUAAUGAGUAAAAUGCAAAUAAAGUUAGAAAAUAGCCUCGUGUAACUCGAGAAAUUGCCCUAUUGAAAAGCGUCGCUGACUAGUAAAAGAUUGUACGCGGGCGCAGAACGAGUUUUCAUUCAGCAAAAUCGAGCCGCAAUGUUGUUUUUACUGUUUUGUUUUUGUCAACUUUUCGAUUUAUUUGAGUGCUAUGGACAGCCAAGGAUUAUUGUGAAGGAUUGAAUCGAUGAAAACAAGGUUGAAGCUAAUUGAAUCCUGCCGUUUACUCAAUCUAUGAGCUGUAACAGCCUAUUAACAGGUGGACGUGUUUUUUUGUUUCAUGUUUGGUUUUGUACUUUUUACUAAAAAUGAACAAUUAGGCUAUGAAACUGAAAUAUUUUUUUGUUUACAUAUAAUCACUUUAAUCUGGUAGAAACACGACUAAAAACGUGAACGUUUUCUUGAGAAGUAAACAACCUUUUAAACGUUUUCUAUGCAAUUUUGCAAAUGUUUUACAGUUGAGUCAGUUGACAAAAUUGUUUCGUAGCUAUUUUUUGGUCUAGUGAUAUUCGUAUCAUAUGUAGAAUUGCUGUAUAGACUCGCAAGUGAUUUGGCACUCAAAACGAAGUAUUAUUCAACGCUUUUUUCCAUUAGAAACCUUUCAGAAAUAGCUUUAUUUUUAAAAAAAGCAUGGUCAAUUUUUGUUUUGUUUUGAUGAUGCAGUUGCGUGGGAUAGUUCCCGUACUUGUCCCGCGAACAUCCCGCACGGAACUGUAGGGAGCCUCCUUAAAACAAAACAACAAAACUAAUUGAAAAUUUAAGAAUUAUAAUUUGAUUUGUUAUUAAUAAGAUAUCUGCGAAUGGUUUUUAGUGGAAAAGAAGGAAUACAUUGGUAUUUUUUGUUUUCUUUAACCAAAUGUGUACUACGCUACUCAUAUGCAUUUUAAAUCAUGUAUUUCUUGUUUGUUUCAAGUAUAAAUGCCUAUAUAUAAAUGCCAUAUAAUAAACUUUUUAUUAACCUCGCUUGCUCGGUAUGUACAGAGAAAUAUCGGACCACAGUGUUUUUGUACAAACCUCGGUCCGAUAUUUCUCUGUUCAGAACUCGCGUUCGGUUAAUAAGUUAUUUGAAGGAACCUAUUGUUUCUUAACCAUGAUUUAAGAUUAAGAAGAUGAUAAACCAGGAAAUAUUGUUUCCUAGCCAUGUUUGUGGAAGGUGGGCAGAGAACAUUGUUUCGAAAACUUCUUUCCUAGCAUACAUGUUCCCCAAAAGCAAGUGACACGAUGAAACUUUCAGUUCUGCAAUAACGUUCAAGCUUGGGAAACAAACUACGUUUCUGAACUUUGAAUUAGUGAUUAUUAUUUAGCUGUAUGGAUCAGAGAAGAAUCCUGGCUUGUCUUGCUUGGAUAUUAACAGUUGUCAUGACAACGAUGGCGAAUAUUGGGUGUCUUCUAAACAAACAUCUUGGAAUGUUACAAAAGUGUUUUGUUACAUGAACUCUGUGAAAGGUAAGGUUGUAAAAAAAAACAAUCACGGGAGUAAUAUACUAAUCAUACAUUGAUAACGAGGGAAAUAUAAAAGAAGUGGUAACAGACAAAACAAGUCAGCAUAGUUGCGAAGAAAAUAAAUUCUGAUCAACAGGGAAGAAUGUUAAUUUUAAAUAAACAGUGUGUUUUAUUACAUUUAUGUUUUAUUUUAUGACUUUAUGUCAAUAUUAUUUAGUUCAAUUUGAAACUAGCAGCCCACUUUAUAGAGGAUAGAUAAUGAACAAAAGGAAAUAAAAUUAUUUUCAUUUUUUCCAGACGCCAAUUCAGUCAACCUGGCCCUAGAUAAGUCUGCAAAUCAAUCCGCAACUUCAACGUCUUGGAAUGCUUCAGCAGGAAGAGCUGUCGAUGGUAACAAAAAUCCCCAUUUUUAUGAAGGUUUGUCAUGUACGCACACACAGUAUCCGGUGACAGACUCCCCGCCAUGGUGGCGAGUGGAUUUACAGAAUGUGGUAGGUAUAAUUGAAAACUGAUUUUGGUGGAUAAUGCAAAUGAGCAUAUGUACUAUUCACAACAUGAGCGGUCGUGUUGUAUCGGAUAUACAAGGCGAGAGUUUGUUAGUGGCGUAACUCCUUUGGGGGCCGCCUUGACGUAGCCCCCCUCCCUCCCCCCUUUCUGUCGUCACUUUGAAUAGGCAGGACCAGGGACCUUAUUCCAGUUAAAGCCGGGGUCCCUCUUUAGCACAAAGUUACGCCACUGCCCAUCUUCUUUUUCUAAUAUAUGCACUCCAUCAAUAUUUCACGCACCACGGUUCAGCGUAUGUGCAAUUGAAAGGCAUUCAAAUUUUAACAAUAUGCUUGAUUUAUUGUGAUGCACUUUUUUUAGACACCCUGUACAAACUCCUUCACGCUCGUGAUUUCUUUUGACAGUUUUGUGUUUUCUUCAUAAAUUAUUAACGAGUUUCACAAAUCUAUACAUACAAUUCAAAACAUCUUUGAAGUCAAGUAGGUACAAUAGAACUGUCUUUUAAUCUUGACUCGGGCCGACAAUUUUAGGGUUAUAUGCGACAAAACUUAGGUAUUAAUUAAAAUCUCGCUGGGGUUUUAGACGUCGUCCCCGUUCCGUUUACAACGGCAAAUCACAGAUUAUCGCGUCUUGUGUACAACGGCUGCGACAACUGAUAUUCCAUAUUAGACUGCGAGCGUCCCUCAGGAGAAAGGAGGGACUGCCGACAACACAUCAAGAAACGAAAUACGCGUUGCCUACACAACGCAAAAUUCCCAUUGGUCGAAAUCGAUAUGCCUGUCAAUCAAAUGCGAUAUGUAGUAAUAAUGCUAUAAAUAAUUCCAGACUUGAAUGUUGAUUUUAUAAAUAAACAUGACAGGCUAAAUGAGCGGUUCCUAUUGGAUGGAUUUAAUUGGAUAUAACUAUAAUGUUAAGCAAAGGCGGAGCCAACUUAACAAAAGCGAAAAGUGGGCGUAUUUCGUUUCUUAAUGAGUUGUCGGCAGUCCCUCCUUUCUCCUGAGGGACUGCUCGCAUUCUAAUUUCAUACUGGGUCCUAGAACUAUUCUCUCAAUUCUCAAUCAUAAAGCCCGGCCUUUGAAGCAUGUCCCCCCCCCCAUCAGGCCUAGAACUCUGAACUCUGUGUAAUUAAAAACAGUCAAGUAUAGUCGACAGACCUGACAGUUUUUAUUGUGAAAGUGCAUGGAGACUUAUAAGCAAUGAGUAACCAAAGUUUGCAGACCAAACUAAUAACUCGGCAAAACUAUACGUGACAUUCACCCCCCUUGAAUGAGUCCCAGCGUCGCCUCUGCGUAUGUCAGCUACUAUGCUCUAUAGUUGGGAUAUUUCAUAAUGAACUAUUUCAUAAUUUCAGGUUAUUCAGUUGUAACGUUUUAAUUCUUCAUUUUUUUUAAUGUUCUAUAUAUAGUACUUCAUUCGAAAGCUGAUCAUCACUGGUCGGAACGACUGCUGCCAGGACAGACUUAAGGAUUUUGAGAUAAGGAUUGGCUUAUCUCUGGAUAACAAUGGCAACUCUAAUCCCACUUGUGGUGGAAAUCAUUCACUGACUAGCAACGUAGUCACCAAGAGUAUCACGUGUCCACAGCCCAUGAUCGAAAGAUAUGUAAAUAUUAUAAUUCCUGAACAAAACAAAAUUCUUACAUUAUGUGAAGUGGAAGUGUAUCCCUAA
Messenger RNA from Paramuricea clavata, 4529 nucleotides. The record is from the annotation of a GenBank genome assembly. NCBI's taxonomy places the organism in Eukaryota, Metazoa, Cnidaria, Anthozoa, Malacalcyonacea, Plexauridae.